Molecule: messenger RNA, 1911 nt
Organism: Apaloderma vittatum (bar-tailed trogon)
Lineage: Eukaryota; Metazoa; Chordata; Aves; Trogoniformes; Trogonidae
Product: cationic amino acid transporter 3-like
Exons: 11
Coding region: 1-1911 (636 amino acids)
Biological process (GO): amino acid transport; transmembrane transport
Cellular component (GO): plasma membrane
Molecular function (GO): amino acid transmembrane transporter activity
Source: RefSeq, a predicted model, not a curated record
AUGUUCAGAGGAAAAAUGACCAGCAUUGGGAAGAAGCUGAUUCGCCGGCGUGUGGUGGAUCUGAGCUCUGAGGACACACGUUUUGCUCGCUGCCUUUCCACGCUGGACCUCAUAGCCCUGGGGGUGGGCAGCACGCUGGGGGCCGGUGUGUAUGUGCUGGCUGGGGAGGUAGCCAAGGAGAUGGCUGGUCCGUCUAUUGUUCUCUGCUUUCUGGUGGCUGCUUUCUCAUCAGUACUGGCUGGGCUCUGCUACGCAGAGUUUGGGGCCCGUGUCCCCAAGACUGGCUCUGCCUACCUCUACAGCUAUGUCACCGUAGGCGAGAUCUGGGCUUUCACAACUGGCUGGAACCUCAUCCUCUCCUACGUGAUAGGCACAGCCAGCGUGGCUCGAGCCUGGAGUGCGGCAUUCGACAACAUCAUUGGCAACCACAUCUCCGCCUUCUUCAUGAACAAGGCCACAAUGCACCUGCCAGGAGUGCUGGCUGAGCGCCCAGACUUCUUUGCCCCAGUCCUGAUUGGUCUACUCACUGCACUGCUUGCCUUCGGUGUCAGUGAAUCUGCCCUUGUGAACAAAAUCUUCACGGCAGUGAACCUGGUGGUGCUGGGCUUUGUCAUCAUUUCUGGCUUUGUGAAGGGAGACAUCAAAAACUGGCAGCUCUUGGAGGAGGACUACGUUAACCGCUCACACCUGGACCUGCUGGAUGACAUUGAAAAAAAAGACUUCGGUUCUGGUGGGUUUGUUCCCUUUGGACUGGAAGGCAUCUUGACCGGUGCUGCCACCUGCUUCUAUGCUUUUGUGGGCUUUGACUGCAUUGCCACCACAGGGGAGGAAGCAAGGAACCCACAGCGCUCAAUCCCCAUUGGCAUCAUUGUGUCCCUCGUCAUCUGCUUUGUGGCUUAUUUCGGGGUCUCUGCAGCCCUGACCCUCAUGGUGCCCUACUUCCUCCUGAACAAGGAGAGCCCCCUGCCUGAGGCUUUCAAGGAAGUGGGCUGGGAGCCUGCCCGCUAUGCUGUUGCUGUUGGCUCGCUCUGUGCCCUCUCCACCAGCUUGCUGGGCUCCAUGUUCCCCAUGCCCCGUGUGAUCUAUGCCAUGGCAGAGGAUGGGCUGCUCUUCAAGUUCCUCUCCAGUAUCAACAGCCGCACAAAGACACCUCUGUCAGCCACCAUCACCUCUGGGCUCUUUGCGGCGGUGAUGGCCUUCCUGCUUGACCUGAAGGACCUGGUGGAACUCAUGUCGAUUGGCACGCUGCUGGCCUACUCCCUGGUGGCGGUGUGUGUGCUCAUUCUCCGGUACCAGUCUGGGCAGCUGGACUCCCCAAAGGCCAUUGAAAUGCUGGAGCUGAAUGGGAAUGAGGAGGAGAGAGUCAUAAUGAACUCGACCAGCACCACCACUAGUGCCCAGCAGAAAGAGAUUUUAUCCCUGGCAAGGCUCUUCAGCCCACCUGUGGACACACCCUCUGCUCUCUCUGGGCGCAUUGUCUGCUUCUGUGUCUCAGUCAUUGCCACACUGAUCGUUGUCAUCUGCAUGGUCCUCACCCUCAAGAUGACUGCACUGAAGGAUGCCAGCAUAGGCUGGAUUGUGACCCUGGUGCUACUUCUCAUGGCUCUGCUCAUUCCCACCAUCAUCAUUUGGAGGCAGCCUCAGAGCAACAUGCAUUUGAACUUCAAAGUACCUUUCCUGCCACCUCUGCCAAUCUUCAGCAUCUUCAUUAACAUCCUGCUGAUGGCACAGCUGAGUGCCAACACCUGGAUGCUGUUCGCAGUCUGGAUGGCCAUAGGUUUUAUGGUUUACUUUGGCUAUGGAAUUCGGAACAGCAUGGAAGGGAAAAAGGCAGAGAAACCCUGUGCCACAGUAGAAGAGCCUCUGCACCACACUGGACUGGAUCUCGGCUCCAGGACUGCUGCAGUCUGA